AUUGGCUUGGUGCCGUCUUCGGGUUGUGGGUUCUUUAGGGAAGCGUGGAGUAGGAAGGGCGGGCGGGCAUCGCGGCAAAAGAAAGGACGACACGCAGGAAAAAGGAAAUUCCAGAGGCAAAAGCUGCGACAGGAAGGUGUUGAACCAUUCGCUCCUUUACAGCAAUCAAGCACGCUCGUCCUUCGACAAGCUUGCUCGGCAGAAGAUCGCGCCGCAAUACCAACAGGCCAUUAUCUGCCGGCAAUAUGCUCCUCAGCUAUCUUUGCUAGCUAGGCGCUGGCGCGAGGGUUGCGAGGACACAGCAAAGCACAGUAGAUACCUAGUCCUGACCCAUGGGGAGUCAAUCCUGAUGGGAUCCCAGGCGCGGGGUCGCGCUCCCAUAGUGAGUCUCGGCUGGCCCAUCACAAGGUCGGUAGUUCAGCCACGCCAGGCCCGACCGCGCGUGGCGCCUGUCCCUUUUGCUCUCUAGCCCUCUCACGCGGAUCCGGCUGUUCCUGGUAGGCCCGCCCGUCAGUCGGCCCUCGCUUUGCCUCGGCGGGAGUAGGGGAGGUCGAUCUCGGCGUUUGUGAUGGCGGGGGCGCUCGCGAUGGCGCGCCAUCGGCAAGCCACGCGAGGGGCUAGAGCGCUCCCCCAAACCUUGCGAUAUAGCGUCAGGGAAACCAGCUGGAGGCAUGGGCAGAGGCUUUUCCGAGGCCUUCGACUUCAUCUUUAUCUUCCACUGCGCCCGUCUGCCUUCUCGAUGGCCACAUAUCUGCGAAACCCGCCCCAUGUGCGGAUCCCGUUGUCGCCAACGAAACGCAGCGUGCUCGGGAGCCGGCACGACAAGGAUGCACGCUGCCCGGCCCGCCGCCCUGCUUCUUGUCACGGCCACCCGGGGAUGGCCGCCGGGCGCCUCGGCGCAGGGCUCGGUGGAGGAGGCCUUGCCGCUCCUCCCGAUAUGCGCGGUAUGUUCUUUGGCUUUCCCUCGAACCAUGGCGGGCCAAAGGGCGGGCACGGAGAAAACCAGGGGCAUAAACACCAAUGACUCUUUUUCGCGGACUAACAGCAGCUCUGUGCCCUGCCGGCCGUCGAUGCCUCUCUAUGCUCCCUGGCAAACGAUACGUGCGCCUGCACCGACGCCCCGCUCGCAACGAUGUUCGGAGACUGCUGCGCCAGCACCCGCAAGCCCAUGGACCUGAUUCACACGCAAAGGGUGUUCAACACAGCCUGCGGCAUCCUUCCCCGUGACAAGAGGGCUGAGUUCCACGCCAACACCUGGGCCAUGCUCGUGGCGUGCGUCGCCGUCGUCGCCGCCCGCCUCGCGCAAAACAGGUUCCCCAAGACGUGGGCUUGGGACGACUUCCUCAUACUGCUCUCGCUCUGCUCCUCCAUCGCCUUCUGGUACAUUAACAUCUACGGCGUCGACGGGCUGGGCAACCUGACGGCGGUCGACGUCUGGGCACUGACCCAUGAUGAGAUCACCGUCUUUCUGAAGCUGGUCUAUAUCUUCGAGAUGCUCUAUAUUCCGAACGUUUAUUUCCUUAAAACCUCGUUCUUGUUCUUCUUCCUCCGUAUCUUCUGCCCGCCGGGAUCGUUCCCAACCUUCCUCCGUGUUCAGCUCCGAACCCUGAUCAUACAAACCAUGAUCUUUAACCUUGUUUUCACUCUGGCUUCUCUUGUCAUUGCCACCGUCCAAUGCACCCCUGUUCGUUUCCAAUGGAACGGCUGGGACGAUGAGCACAACGGAGAGGGUAGCUGUCACAUUGAUCCCAGGCCGGCGAUCUUGGCUAAUGGGGUCAUAAACAUCUCUUUGGAUCUUUGGAUACUUGCACUACCGCUAUCUCAGGUCUGGGGCCUCAACAUGGGUAUCUGGCGAAAAGCCGGCCUCACUAUCAUGUUCGCCUUUGGAGCCUGCUCAACCAUCGUCGCCGCCUUGAGCGCCCUCUUCCUCAGCAAGUUCCCUAGAAACGACAACGUCACCUGGAACAACGCGGACCUCCUCCUCUGGUCCUCGCUGGAGAUCGCCGUCGGGACCGUAUGCGCGUGCCUGCCCAGCCUGCGCUUCGCCUGCCUAUCCCUGUACCGCAGCGUUUCCCACCUCCUGCAUGGGCGGCCGGGGGGGAUGGGCGGGAACGCCGACCGGCCCCCCGCGGCGCGGGCCCACAUGUCGAGCCGCACAGGCACCGGGUGGUCUGCCACCCCCAUCAGCCUGUCCAUGCUGACCAGCGGGCGCGGCGGCGGAGGCGCAGGUCAGGACCGCUCGUCGCGCCAAGCGAGUAAUACGCAAAACAUGAGCACCGAGGCGCUGAGGCCGCAUGGGCUGUCUGGUGAAGAAGGGCGAUCGCGACCGCGAGAUUAGCAGGAAUGGGUAGACCAGCGGCACAGCGCGAGCCAGGGGGACUAGGAAAGGCCAGCGCGCGGCGGGCAAGGCGUAGGCUGAAGCGUACGCUUUUGGCUGCGCCUAACCAAUCAGGAUACAGUUCUGUGGGAAAGCUAAUGUUCUAGGACCUGGUGUAGGGGAUUGCAGGGUAUGCAAAGCCUUUUAGCCAAUCACAAUGCCGUUAAAAUGGAAAGCCAGUAUUCCAGGACCUUUUUUUGCGAGGUGUAGUUUGCCGCCUGGAUACACGAAAACAGCCUCUCAACCAAUCACAAUGCCGUUGAAAUGGAAAGCCAGUAUUUUAGGACAUUUUUUUGCGAGGUGUAGGAUAUCACAAACACAACCUCUCAACCAAUCAGAAUGCCGUUUAGAUGGAAGGCCAGUAUUUCAGGACUUUUUUUGGGAGGU
This is a messenger RNA of Gaeumannomyces tritici R3-111a-1, 2764 nucleotides long. RefSeq lists its product as hypothetical. NCBI's taxonomy places the organism in Eukaryota, Fungi, Ascomycota, Sordariomycetes, Magnaporthales, Magnaporthaceae. The transcript is spliced from 4 exons. The record is from RefSeq and is a predicted model, not a curated record. The coding region runs from base 1133 to 2338 and encodes 401 amino acids.